Molecule: messenger RNA, 395 nt
Organism: Nicotiana tabacum (common tobacco)
Lineage: Eukaryota; Viridiplantae; Streptophyta; Magnoliopsida; Solanales; Solanaceae
Source: RefSeq, a predicted model, not a curated record
ACUAAAUUCUCUUCUUUCUUUUCCACUCUACUCUGUCUUGAGACCAAAGAAAACUCCUUUAUUUAUUUGGGUCACUACACUACUCCUAAUUGAACUCAACUGAAUCAGUAGAAGCUCUACUUUGAGAAGAAAAGAAGUGAAAAAUGGCCAGCAUAGGAACGGGAUAUGACCUAUCGGUGACGACAUUCUCGCCGGACGGCAGAGUAUUUCAGAUCGAAUACGCCGGCAAAGCAGUCGAUAACAGCGGCACUGUCGUCGGCAUCAAAUGCAAGGAUGGAAUCAUCUUGGGAGUGGAGAAGCUAAUAGCAUCCAAGAUGAUGUUGCCUGGAUCAAAUCGGAGAAUUCACUCCGUUCAUCGCCAUUCCGGCAUGGUAUGUUAAGCAUUGAUGUCAAAU